UCUUUCACCGAUUGUACAGACAACGGUGCCUCGCGCGUUUACCAUUGCCAGUUUUGUUGUGGUCAUCGUUGAAGCCGCUGUUGCGCACGCCAUGGCAGCCGUCGUCGCGAGUGGUUAGAAUAUUGUUUAGUUUUUUGUCGUUAAUAAAAAAAGAAAUCUAUCGAAAAAAUGGAUAUUCAAUUCGAGGAUUUGACCUACAAGGUGAAACCGCCGCUUUGGGAUCGCAAAGGACACGUGAGAACUAUACUGAAGUCUGUCAAUGGACGGUUCGCGGCUGGUGAACUUUCGUGCAUUAUGGGACCAUCGGGGGCUGGAAAAAGCAGUCUGUUGAACACACUGUCCGGUUAUGUUCGUAAAGGCGUAAGCGGUUCCAUGAAAAUUAAUUCCCAAAUAAGAGACGAGAAACGGUUUCGGAAAAUGUCUUGUUACAUAAUGCAAGAAGACAAGAUCCAACCGAUGUUGACGCUCAACGAAGUAAUGAUGUUCGCCGCCGACCUUAAACUCUCCAGCAGUACAGUGACCAAAGAAAAACAAAUGAUCGUUAAUGAAAUCCAAAACGUCCUUGGGCUGUCUGAAGCAAAACACACAAGAACCGAGUGUUUGUCGGGAGGCCAAAGAAAACGGUUGUCUGUCGCCCUCGAACUCAUUAACAACCCCCCAAUAAUUUUUCUCGACGAACCCACCAGUGGUCUAGAUAACGUAUCCAGUACCUACUGUCUGCAACUUUUGCGCGGUUUGGCUCACCAGGGCCGUACCAUCGUGUGCACUAUCCACCAGCCUAGCGCUAGCAUGUUCCAGUUGUUUGACCACGUGUACGUGUUAUCUCAAGGCUACUGCGUGUACCAAGGUUCCACCGACCAACUAGUCCCAUUCCUGUCCACAGUCGGACUCCACUGUCCUCUGACUUACAACCCGGCCGACUUUAUCAUCGAAGUGACCGACGGCGAGGAACCGGAUAACAUAGCUAAGCUGUCCUCUGCCACGGUUAACGGCAAACUAUCGCUGUACAAAGCCAAACGCGUCAACAAUAGCUACUAUCCAGACGUGGAGAUCAACGGAGAAAUACACUUGCCGGAGCUUAACGGUAACGUGAGUGCCAGCAAAAUACUGCCAUUGCCAUCGAUCAACUACACCAGUUUGAGUGAACAAGAGAAAGACACGGCCGACACUUGGUGCAUCGACUUCCCGACUUCGGGUUGGUCGCAGUUUGUAACCCUUUGGAAACGGAUGAUUUUACAGUUGUACAGAAACAAGGUCGGUUUGAAUAUUCAAUUUUACCAUCAUCUCGUGUGCGGUCUAGCCGUCGGCAUAGUGUUUUACGGCAAAGCCAACGACGGUACUCAGUUCUUCAAUCAUAUGAAAUUCUGCAUGGGAAACAUACUGUUUCACACGUUCACGCAAUCCAUGGUCCAAGUGCUCGCAUUCCCGUCCGAAGUGAAACUACUCAAGCAAGAAUACUUCAACAGAUGGUACAGCCUGAGACCGUAUUACAUAGCGCUAACGCUGUCGAAAUUUCCGUCAAUCAUAUUUUUCAGCAGCAUAUACACCACGUGUGUGUAUUUCAUGUCCGGGUUGCCUCUAGAACUGCUGAGGUUCACACUGUUCAGCUCGAUUUGCUUACUCACCUGUUUCGUGGCCGAAGGAAUGGGAUUGCUGGUCGGAUCCAUUUUUAACGUCACGAACGGCAGCGCCGUGGGCCCGAUGAUGAUAGCGCCGUUUUUGGGAUUGGCCAUUUACGGUUUCGACUUUGCGCAUCAAGUGCCGUGGAUCAUGGAGGUGGUGAUGCAGGCCAGUUUCUUGCGGUGCGGCGUCAUCGGUCUCGUGCUGACCGUGUUCGGGUUGCACCGGCAGCCUCUCAACUGCCCCGGCAACUAUUGCCAUUUCCGCGACCCGAACAUCAUCAUCUACUACCUGAACCUGGACCGGAGCCAUCCGAUUUUCGAGGUCAUCAAGCUGUCCAUCAUGCUGGUGUUUUUCAGACUGCUCGCCUACUUCGCCCUCCGGAUAAGGGUGAACGUUUAGCGUGUAAAACCUUUUUUUUUUCGUUUGAAGAAACGUUGUUUCGUACAAUUUACAUUUAUUUUUUUUAUUUUUCCAAAAUAUAUAUUAUGUUACCUAUAAAAAAAAUAUACAUAUAUAUAUAUAUGUGGCUUGGAGCAAGAAGGGCCAAAGUCAAUUUUGUGUGCAUUAACGAGUUUGUCCGCUAGUUGCAAAAAUUGAAUCAUUCUUUAUACACUGUGAAAAAAUCACACUCUGAGCCGAAAAAAUUGAAUUACUCGUGAAGAGUUUGAUAAAAAAAUUAACAUAGAGCUCAAUGGAAAAUAAAAACUUCAAAGCUCAUUUUUCGAAAGUCGCAAAAAGUGACAUUGGCCCUUCUUGCUCCAAGCCACACAAUUAUAUAUGUAGGUACGCUAAUUUAUCGUCGAGCCUAGUGGUCGGAUCGUAACAACAGCAGCAGCUUUAUACCGAAUAUAUAUAUUUUUUUUUACAUAAACCCAUUGAUUAGAGAUUAAGUUAUUUUCUAAUAUAUGUAAAUAUACCGUAUAAUAUUUAAUAUUAUUGUCGUCCGAUUGUCUCUUGUUGAUGUGCCAAAUUUAAUAUACAACGGGAGUUUUCGUUUUGUGUUGUA
Molecule: messenger RNA, 2629 nt
Organism: Adelges cooleyi (spruce gall adelgid)
Lineage: Eukaryota; Metazoa; Arthropoda; Insecta; Hemiptera; Adelgidae
Product: ATP-binding cassette subfamily G member 4-like
Exons: 11
Coding region: 169-2022 (617 amino acids)
Cellular component (GO): plasma membrane
Molecular function (GO): ATP hydrolysis activity; ATP binding; ABC-type transporter activity
Source: RefSeq, a predicted model, not a curated record